Molecule: messenger RNA, 698 nt
Organism: Tribolium madens (black flour beetle)
Lineage: Eukaryota; Metazoa; Arthropoda; Insecta; Coleoptera; Tenebrionidae
Product: cuticle protein 64-like
Exons: 2
Coding region: 132-560 (142 amino acids)
Source: RefSeq, a predicted model, not a curated record
AGGUGGUAUUCUUGAGCGAGCAAUUCAUUUUUAAAUCGAACCAUUAUUUCGCACAUUGAAGGCCAAAUUAUUACUAUAUAAACUGGGGUAAAAGGAUCGGGUCUUCAGACUCUUCAGAUCUUCUCACAAUCAUGAACGCUUUGUUUGUAGCUGUUUUUGCCGCUUUGGCCGCCGCCGCUAGUGCUGGAGGCAUCGGCCACGGUGCUGGGGCUAUCGUGGCAGGGCCCUCCGGAGUGGUGACUCCCUAUGGACCCAUCGGGCCUGCCGGUCAUGGACACGGUCUUGGCUUGGGAUUGGGAUUGGGAUAUGGGCAUGGGGCCCUCGUCGCCGGCCCUGUGGCUCACACUGCCGUCGUUGCUGGACCAGCUCUGGGUCUCGGCUAUGGUUUGGGAUACGGCGGAUUGGGAUAUGGACACGGAUUAGUUGGACUUGGUGCUCACGGGGUUACUGUGAAAGGUCCUGCCACCGUCCCUGCUGUCAUCGCCGGGCCUUCUGGAAAAAUCGUCGCCGACGGCUUGUACGGAGUGCCACACUAUGGACAUUAUGGCCACCACUGGUAAAUUAUGGUACAAAAACAAUCCCACGGUCAGUGACUACAACAUGCGCUUUAUGACCACUUGUGUGUACUUUGUAAAUGCUUAUUUAUGUGUAUUAAUAUAGUACGUGAUGAAUAAUAAAUAAUUAUUGAAUCUGAAAAA